GGCGUCGAUCUUGCCAGUAAUAUCCUCAAAGACUCGCCGGAUCACACAGAGUCGUCUCCUCCACUUGCUCGUCGUCGAAUGGGAUGUCGACUGGGAUGGCAUCGUGUAUCGCGGGGGAUGGCAAGAAGAUGAAGAAGACUAGGAGGGAGAAGAAGGCGAAAGUGGGUGGUGGUAUUAUGAAUGGAGAGAUCAAGAAUGGAGAGAUCAAGAAGAAAGUCUUCUUGAAGGAAGAACAACGGCAGCUAGGAACGGUCAACCAAAACAACCUUGCUCUCCCCCACCACCAUCCAUCUCACCCAACAACAACGACUUCAGUAUCAUCAACCUCUCAACCUCCUCCUCCUCCUUCUCAUGACCUGCAUCUCCGUCAUCCCGCUAGACUCGCCCCUCGCCCCUCUAAGAACUCUAAUCGUCCCUCUAUUCACUUGUUCGAUAAACUCACCGGCGGCGGGUUGUUGAAAUCUUGAUCCUCUUUUUUCUUUUCCUUUUUGGGCUUGUUUUUUUUUUUUGGAUGGAUGGAUGGGAUGAUACCUGGGAGAGAUUUUUUUUUCUUUUUGGUUGUUGUUGUUGGGUUUUUACUCUUGAAGUGUGUGUGUUUUUUGUGGAUGGAGUGGAGCGGUUAGGUGGUCUUGUUUACGAUGUAUAUCUUGCGUUUUUUUUGGUUGGAAUAGGAGUGCUAAGUAGGAUGGGGGAUGAGUGGACAGAGAGGCGUCUGGUGACGUGUCUCUUCUUGGCUGACUCCAGUCAUCAUCACCAAUGGUGGUCAAUCAUUUCUUCUUCUUUCUUCUUUCUUUCUUUCUUUUUUUUUUUGGAGGAUAUAUAGGACAUAAUUUUGGACAUGC
Puccinia graminis f. sp. tritici CRL 75-36-700-3 is the source of this 842-nucleotide messenger RNA. RefSeq lists its product as uncharacterized. The record is from RefSeq and is a predicted model, not a curated record. Lineage: Eukaryota; Fungi; Basidiomycota; Pucciniomycetes; Pucciniales; Pucciniaceae. Bases 84 to 467 code for a protein of 127 amino acids. The transcript has a single exon.